AUGGUGAUAACAAAUCAAUAUGUACCUAACAAAACAUUUGUAUUAUAAAUUAUAAUAUUUUUGUUUGCUUAUUUAAGAAAUUCAGAUUUGUUGAUUAAAAGUAGGUACUCAUUAUUUUAUAAUAAUGUAUUUAAAUUUUAGAUUUAAUUUAUCAAUCAAACAUAUUAUUUUAUUAGAAGCAGAUUUCUAAAAAAAAAAAAUGUAUAAUACUCUAGGUUUAAUUAAUUUUUAAGUAGGUAAUAUGUUUAGCUGUCAUUUUUUAAUUAAUGUACAAUAUUGACUUUUAUAGUAGUUAUCUAAAGUUUUAAGAUGACAAGGCAUGCCAGAAAUUGUACUGCAGGCGCUGUUUAUACAUACCACGAGAAGCAGAAGGAUGCUUCUCAAUCUGGUUAUGGAACGCAAAAUGAACGUGUUGGCAAAGAUUCCAUUAAAAGCUUUGAUUGUUGUUCAAUGACAUUGCAACCUUGCAGAACUCCCAUUGUUUCGUAAGUAUAAUUACUAAAGUCAUUGUCUAGGGGUUUUAUAAUAAUAAUAAUAAUAUUAACUUGUAAAAUAAAUUUUAAAAUAUUCUUCCUAUAAAAUAGUCCAGAAGGUCAUUUAUUUGACAAAGAAGCUUUAUUGCAAUAUAUGAUAACAAAAAAAAAAGAGAUCAGUCGUAAGUUAAAGGAGUAUGAAAAACAAAAACAUAAGGAAGAAGACGAAUUAGCAGAACUAGGCAGAGCUGAACAACAAUCAAAAGUCAUGGAUUUUCUUAAUAGGGAAAGUAUGGUGAAAAAGCAAAAUGAUAUUUACAAAAUGAAACCUGAGAAAGGAUCUGAAGUGAAUUCAUCAUCCAUUUCAAAUAUGGCCAAUGGUUUGGAUAAACAGUUACCAAGUUUUUGGGUACCAUCCGAAACACCUGAUGCUAAGAAAGCACCUAUAACAAAACCAGUAAGGAGUAUUACCUAAUCUUUACCCUAAUCAUAACUUUUGAAGGAGUUGUAGCAUCCUGCUUUGUUUUUCCUCGAUCACUUGAGAGUGAUACUAAAUAAUUCUACAGUGUCUUAUUGGGUCUUCAGUCAUUUUCCAUUGACAUAUUUUAAUAAUUUCUAUCAAAAUGUGUUCCUGUCUAACAAUAUCGAGUCAUUUUUAAUUUUCUUGGUCAUUUCCAACAAUUGUUUACUUCUUAUGCAUGUAUAUUCAUCACUGGAUAUGUUUUUUUAAACGCAACUUGAUUAAAUAAUUGUAAAACAAUUAUCAUUUUUAUAUUACACUAAAUUUAUGAAAAUUACAAUCAAUUGAUUUAAAGUAUUUAUUUUAAGGAUAAGACUAUUUACUGUCCCAUGAGUGGUAAACCGUUAAAAUUAAAGAAUUUUGUGGAUGUUAAAUGGACACUUGUAAAUGAUCCAAGCGAUAAGAAAUCAUUAGCAGUUCGUGAAAAUCGUUACAUGUGUGCAGUGACACACGAUAUAUUAAGUAAUGCUGUACCAGCGGCAGUAAUUCGCACAACGUAUGGAUUUGUCACUAAAUAUUUUAUUGUUUAAUUAUGUAAACAUAAUUUCUUAUUUGUUUCCAGCGGCCAUGUCAUUACUAUGGAAUGUUUUGAGAAGUUAAUUAAAAAAGACUGGCUACAUCCUUUAACUGGUGAAAAAUUAACUGAAAAAGAUAUAAUACCUUUACAGAGGGUAAGAAUUAUAAUAUAUUAUAUUGUUAAACUAUAUAUUAUUUUAUGUUCUAUUUUACUGUUAUAAUCAGGGUGGAACUGGGUAUGCCAUAACAAAUAUGAAUUUGGAAGGAAAAAAUGCAAGACCAGUUUUACAAGCCUAAAUAUUAUGUAAAUUUAAGUUUUCUAAAUUUAAAUAAUUUUGUAAUUCGAUUCUAAAUAAAUCUAAACUUAACUUUUAGGUUAUUGUGUUAUAUGGCUUAACAUUUUUUAAUAAUAUAAAAUAUAAGCUGCCAACCCAAGUUUGUCGUUAAUGUUACUUUUCCUUCUUCUCUGUGUUUUAGCUUUUAAAACCAUAUCUUUUCUUUUCUAGUGAUAAUUUCUUCCAAUCUUCUCCUGGAAUAACAUUUCUCACGUCUUCUUAGUAACUUUUUAACUAUCAUAAAUUGGUUUAAAUGACUUCUCUUGGCAUAGUACUCCUAACUGAAAGCGUAGAGACCUCUCACAAUUACUCUUAGAUUGUCCCUCAUUAGAUACCAAACAUAUAAUUUUGCUCGUUAUCCGAAAUCUCUAAACAUUCCCCCAAACCUUUUUUCCAUGCCCAACAAUAAAUCUGAAGUGGUCAUCCAAUAUCUAAUAUAUUUAGUUUUGCAUUAGAAGCUGGUUUUGUUAUUUAAUAUUUAUAUCCAUUUUUUUCUUACUGUUGUAAUUUUGUAUUACUUAAAAUAAUUGUAGAGCAAGCUGUCAUAGUCAGUAAACACAGUCAAAAAGCUAAUUAAAUAAUAAUAAUAAUAAAAAAAAAAAUUAAAAAAAUUUCUCUGUUUGGUUAAUUUGGUAAUAUAAAUUAUUGUAAUAAUAUAUGCUGUUGGGUACACAGAAUGGUGAUUUCACAAUAGAGUCACAUUUUAGUACUUCACAAGAUGGGUG
Cinara cedri is the source of this 2569-nucleotide messenger RNA. The record is from the annotation of a GenBank genome assembly. NCBI's taxonomy places the organism in Eukaryota, Metazoa, Arthropoda, Insecta, Hemiptera, Aphididae.